AUGGUCCCUCCUGUAGGUCUCAUAAUUGCUGCCACCAUCGUGGUGGCAGCCGGCAUCGCAGCAUAUGAGAACCCAGAGGUUCGAGCAUGGAUCGAUCGGACAAGGCACAAGAUCGCAAUGGGCCUUCACAACCUUGGGGAUGAAAUUGGCCCCAAGAGCCCACCUCAACCACACCGUCCUUCAAACGAUGCCUCUAUGCACGAAGAGCAAGGAGAAUCCGCAGAGCUUCGAAGAAAAGCUGCCAUAGCCGAAAUCAUGGAACGAGGACGUAUCAUGGAGGAGAGGCGCAAGAGAAGGAAAUUGUCUGGCCAGAAAUCAAGAACGCCCUCCUUUGAUACUCUUGUGGAUGACACCGGUAUCCUUCUCAAAGACACCGAGCCCACGGAAUCGAAUACACAGGCCCAAACAUCGGCCGUUGAGCCGCUUGCGCAGCCUGAUGUCUUACGACAACGUGGAAGGCAUUCCGACCUUCAUGAGGGACCCUCCACGACCCAAGAACCAGUAGAGGAUUCUCCACCUAUCAGUCGUUCACCUCUUAGUCCCUUCGAGCAGCCAGAUUCUACUGCUUUCGAGUCGCGAUACGAACGGGAAAUGCGCGAGGCGUGGAACAUCCCACUAUCAGACAGGCGCAUUGAGCUUCCUAGGAGUCAUCCAUCUGAAAGUCUGGUUGAAUUGACGCCCACCACUGAAGACGCUCCUGAUCCGGACUACUCAGUGCCGACGGCUGAGUAUCUUCAUCAACGCUCCGCCCAGCCGCAAUAUUUCUCUGCAUCGGCCUGCACUUCUACCCACACAUUCUCCGAUCACGAAUCGCAACAUGAAGCUUUUACAGAGAGUCGACGCAUGAGUCGUCCACCAUCAAUGAUGGAUCCGGGAUUUCUAAAUCUCCCAAACACUCCGUCUCGCGCCCCCACUGCUGACGGAAGCAUGAGCAGCAUCCACGCAAGUGAGGCUGAUGACAGUGCUGAUGAUAUACUCAGUGAGAUAGGUGAUGGCAUUCGUACUCCUGCGAGCGUCUGGACUGAAGUAGGGUCGACUGUGAGUGGAGAUGGAUUUUAG
This is a messenger RNA of Exophiala oligosperma, 1059 nucleotides long. RefSeq lists its product as uncharacterized. NCBI's taxonomy places the organism in Eukaryota, Fungi, Ascomycota, Eurotiomycetes, Chaetothyriales, Herpotrichiellaceae. The record is from RefSeq and is a predicted model, not a curated record. The coding region runs from base 1 to 1059 and encodes 352 amino acids. The transcript has a single exon.